AUGACGGACCACAACAUUCCCUUCAAAGUUGACGUGGAGCGGAUAGUAAACGAUGGCCGACACUAAAGCUGAAAGCUCGUCCGACACCUCCGUUGGGAUGCAGAACCCGAACGCGCCGUCUCAGCCCAACAACCCGCUCUCGAGGAAGCUCAACAAAAUAUUGGAGACGCGGCUGGAUAAUGACAAGGAAAUGCUGGAGGCGUUGAUGGCGUUGUCUGUCUUCUUCACGGAGAACAGCCUGCGCACCAGAAGAAACCUAAGAGGUGACAUAGAGAGACGAAGUUUAGCUAUCAACGAAGACUUUGCACGGAUAUUUAAAGAAGUUAAAGAGGAGCUGGAAAAUGUCCAUGAGGAUGUCCAGGCCAUGAGCACGUGCUGUGAAGAAAUGACCAGCAGGUUGAAGGCAGCAAAAGAGCAAACACAAGACUUGAUCAUCAAGACCAACAAACUUCAAGGAGAAAAUCACCGGCUGGAGGUGAGAGCUCAGGUGGCGCAGGCCUUCCUCGGCAAGUUCCAGCUGUCUAACGAGGAGAAGGCGGCGCUGCGAACGGCGAGGGAUGGACCCGUUACUGAGGACUUCUUCAGAGCUCUGUGCAGAGUGAAGAACAUCCACGAAGAUGUUAAGAUCCUCCUGCGGACCAACCAGCAGACAGCAGGACUGGAGAUCAUGGAGCAGAUGGCCAACUUGCAGGCGGCGUCUUACGAGCAGCUCUAUCGCUGGGCCCAGAAUGAAUGCAGAGGUCUGACCCAGGAGACGUGUGACAUCAGCCCGGUGCUGACCCAGGCCAUGGAGGCCCUUCAGGACCGUCCUGUCCUCUACAAGUACGUGCUGGACGAGUUUGGAACUGCACGCAGGAACGCAGUGGUGCGAGGGUUCAUCGACGCCCUCACGCGCGGUGGGCCGGGCGGAACCCCCCGCCCGAUUGAGAUGCACUCACAUGACCCAAUGAGGUAUGUGGGGGACAUGUUGGCGUGGCUACAUCAGGCUGCUGCUUCUGAGAGGGAACAUCUAGAAGCACUGCUCAAACAAGUCACCACGCCAGGGGUGGCGGAGGACAUGCAGGAGUUGGUGGGACACAUCACUGAGGGCGUCUGCAGGCCUCUUAAAGUUCGGAUCGAGCAGGUGAUUGUGGCUGAGCCCGGUGCCGUCCUGCUGUACAAGCUGUCCAACCUGCUGAAGUUCUACCACCACACCGUCAGCUCCAUCAUCGGAACCAGUGUGGCCUCGCUGCUCAUGACUGUUGAUGAAAUGCACGUCCUGAGCAAGAAGAUGUUCUUCAACAGCCUGAGCCUUCACGCCAGUCGACUCAUGGACAAGGUGGAGCUGCCCCCUGCUGACCUGGGUCCCACUGCAUCCCUGACACAGACUCUGUCCCUCCUCAGAGAGGUCCUCGCCUCUCACGACUCUUCUGUGGUCCCUCUGGAUGCCCGCCAGGCCGACUUUGCCCAGGUCCUGUCCUGCAUUCUGGACCCCCUCCUGCAGCUCUGCACAGUGUCAGCCAGCAAUCUGGGCACCGCCGACAUGGCCACCUACAUGGUCAACUCACUCUACGUCAUGAAGACGACUCUGGCGCUUUUCGAGUUCACCGACAAGAGGCUGGAGAUGCUGGAGUUCCAGAUCGAAGCUCAUCUGGACACGCUGAUCAACGAGCAGGCGUCCUAUGUGCUGACCAGAGCCGGGCUGAGCUACAUCUACAACUGUGUCCAGCAGCAUAGCGCCGAGCAGGGCGCUCUCUCGCUCCUCCCUGGCAUGGACGCCUCCUCCAUAAAAGCAGCGAUGGUCCAGUUCGACCGGUACCUGUCGUCACCGGACACUCUGGUGAUGCCUCAGCUCAACUUCCUGCUCAGCGCCGCCAUCAAGGAGCAGAUCUUCCGUCAGUCCACUGACCUGGUCUGCAGAGCGUACAAGGAGGUGCACGCGGCACUGACCAGCCCUGCAAACAGCUAUAGAGAGCCGGAGAACCUGGUGCCGCGCUCGCCCCAGCAGGUUCAGACGCUGCUGUCCUGAGUCUUCGUCAGGGUAUUUAUACAGCAGAAUAAACGUGUACAUGAGCGGUUGUAGGUGGGGUUCCUUGUUCCACUGUUUAUAGAAGCUCCUCUGAGAGGGAAGGACAUUUACAUGAGUGUAUUUCCAGCUGGAAUUCUCACUCAUUGUCUGUACUGUGGGAAUGUAAAAGUCUUUUUAAAUUAAUAUUAUUAAACAUUUUAUGUCUAAAAAACAAACCUAAAUUCAUCUUAUUUUGCCUUCACACAAUGUUGAGGGACCUGUUUGGGUCACUUGAUAUAUCAUUAGUGGGUUCUUUCACUGCUCCAUUACAUUGCCUCAGUGCACUCAUUCAUUCUUCUGUUCACCACAACAUUCAUCCUUCCGUCUACCAGCUCAUCUUCCCCUUCAUCACCUAUUCCUCAACCAUUCCACCACAAAAUGCUCAUCCCUGUAUAGACAAAUCGCCCCAGUUAACACUCUCCACCUCCAUCGCUCACAUUCUCUCCACCCACGCCUGCACCAGGAUACCUAUUCAUCCCUCUAUAACCCAACCGCACUUCAGUCAGUCAGUCAGCAAACUCCCUUAGCUCAAGUGCUAACACUUUUGUCGUCCCCUCAACAGUACACCCAUCCAUCCUUUCAUCCUCCAACACAUCCAUCUGCCAUAGAAUCGUCCCCACCAUACAGCACUAUCAGUCCUCCGACUACAACACUCAACUUUCCCCCAUCAACUCCACCACCAACCCUUGCAACUGUCCCUACACUAACCCAUCUAUCCAUCUCUCCUGUUUUAGGACACUCGGUGAACUAAAAUGGACGAAUGAAUGACUGAUUCUGGAGUUGCUUCACUGAAUGAAAUGACUUUUUCUACGCCUUUUGAGGUUAAAUCUUCCGUGGCGCUCAGUGAACCAGCGAUGAGUGUCUCCAAACUGAACUUUUGAUUUCUGCUUCCUGACGUCAGCACUUGUGUCCUCAUCUGGGCUGAGUUCCCUGCGACCUCGACAAGUGUAGCAUCUGGAUCCUGCUGUCGAGAUCUGGCGAGCAGUGCGGCGAUAACGCCCAGCUGUGUCAUGAGGGGCCGUGCUGGCCUACUUGUCUGCUCAGCACGUGAGCGCUUUUCCUGUCACCGCUCCACUAAUGAGCCGGCAGAUGUGAGCCAGCACUUAGUGGCAGGUACCGGCAAGCAGCCCAGCAAACAUUCAUCCCAUCAUCCGCUCCAUAUGACAGCAGUCGCUGAGCUUUUGAGCGCUGGAGCGUGAGAUCUGGGUGAGAGGACAAGGCCCCUUCAGCCGCCCGCUUCACACCUCCAUGUCUGAUCUGUUACAUCAGCAGAAUCGGUGAGACACUAAAACUUUUUAAGGACAUUUUCAGGCAAUCCUGUAUUUGGACACUUAUAUUUUCUUCCACAUAUACGUAGAGUUUGAUGCUGUGGUUGUUUCUUUCCAUUUGUUCCGCCAUCCGUUUUCUUUGUCUCAUUCAAGUUCCUUCUUGUCCGAAGCCUUCAGUAGGGCUCAUACAUUAACCUCACAUAUCCUGGGUCUACCCCAUGGCCUAGUCCUGGUAGGCCCAGAGAGUCUAGACUCAGAAGAAAGUAGCUGCUCUGUGCUUAAUCUUGACCCCUCUGUGGUCAACUUCAUUGGGGUACUACCCAAAGUAGCUGUCCCCAGAGUGGAGUAGAGGUCCGCCAGUAGAGCUCUUUCUGCUUCAGGACAGACUGGUGAAGAAUGCUUACGACUCACUCACUCUCCAUCCUGGUUCCGAGUGAGAACCGCGGAUGUCCUGGACAGGACCCCCAUGAAAGGAAGUAUCAGUUACGCUAAAGGUUGAAAGGACCACCUGCCCCUUUUUUUUUGGAUAACAAACCCUGUUAUCAGGACUUCGAAUGACGAGUUUACACGUCACUUCACGGACGACGCUUCUGCUGAUACCUUGACCCAGACUUCAUGUUUCCCAGCUCUAAUCUUCCUGCUCAGAUAACGCCCCAUCCAAUAGGAAGUUGUUUGCUAAUCAAUGACUGAAUAACGGACUUUGUGCCACUAAGUGGUCAAAUCAGAACCGCCGCCGUGCUAUCAGGUUUGAUUAGACUCACCAACAGGGCCACAGAUUAUAGGCCGUUGCAUAAUAUCCCAAACAGUGUCGACUUAUUAUUUUUGCUUCUCGUUUCCAGAUCCAUCAGUGCAGCUCUGGCACGGCCCAAACUCCUCACCUCUUCAGUUUAGCCCCCUCUUCUGUCUGUAGUCCAUUAGACACAAGAACCUUCUCGUAUUCUCACUUAAAAUAGAGCCCCGUCUCAUUGUGACUCCAAAAUAUCUCGCAUUAUAAAUGCUCUUGGUUGUACUCCACAUUGUUUGGAAAGGUUACUCUCAGUCAAAGCCUCUGCUCUGUUGUGUAAUCGCUCUAUUAGCGCGGGAAAAGGGGGGAAGGGGGGGCCGAAGUACUGACCUGAAACAUGAGCGUACAUAAUGAUCUGCUUUCUCAUCACAACUGAUUAUCCGACGACGAGUUAGGGCCAUUGAUGGGCUUUUGUUUUAAGAAACGAUGGAAGAGGGUGCACACCAAGACCUCCGGGUUCAAGGCCGACCAAGUCUUGUAGGGUUUUUGACCCUUAACAUAAAUGGGAAAUCUCAUCGGUCAAAGUCUUCAGUGGCAGAGAUCAAGCUGGCCAUACUUUUUGCAGUGUUGUGCGACUAAUAUCAUAGACACCUGAGCUCAAGUCUCUCGGUUGCCAAGACUGAAAACAAAUCUUUUAGCUUAAAUCCAGGCAGAUUUUUCGUAACCAUUAUUUUCAGAAUUUUAAGAAUAAAAACAGAAUGAACGGCGUAAUAGCAGCGAUGCUUUAGUUUAAGACCAAACUUGGUAGGACCAAAGAAUUUAGACGAAAAUGACAUGAUCUAAAGCAGUGGUUCUUAACCUUGUUGGAGGCACCGAACCCCACCAGUUUCAUAUGCUCAUUCACCGAACCCUUCUUUAGUAAAAAAUAAAAUAUGAUACACUAACUGCAGACUAGACUGAGGGGUGGACCUCUGCGGCGGAGGCUCCACCGAACCCCUGAGACCGACUCAACAAACCCCUAGGGUUCGAUCGAACCCAGGUUAAGAACCACUGAUCUAAAGGCAAAAAAAUCAAGACCACCUUUUGGUUUGUACAGCUGAUACAUGUCCAGGUCUCAAGGAGGUACGAGACUAGAGCUAAGGUGAAGACUUCAUGGGUAGAAACCAAGAUACCAGCGCUACUUGAUGCGGCCAGAUAUCCGCACAGCACCAAGACUGUGCAGCGUCAAUCCUGAAUCAACAAUUGUGACUCAGUUACUAGAGAAAAGUUAGGACCACAACUUUGUGGGGGGUAAAACCUAGAUAAGACUCUUUUAGAGUUAUGAACAAGGUUGCUCUACGACUUUCUAAGGGUUGACCCAAAAUAACCCUAAAACUUGAAGGAUGUAAAACCGUUGAGGGUUAAUCUUAAACAGGAUUAAGACUUGAGACUAGUCCAAACCUUAAUUCCGUUUCAAGUGUAAACCUCUGAACAGGUCUGAUCAAGGAUUCUUAAUAUUGAAUAUAGGCAUCAAGAAAUUUGAAGGCUUAAGAAGCGAUCGAGGUGUGGAGCAAAAACUAUCUCAGAGAUAAGAUCUACUCAUCUGGGAGUGACUUGGUCCUGAUGUGCAUUUGUCCCGAAGUGAUUUCACGACAACAGUGUUUGUGAAGUGUGUGGUGUGGAAUAGAGUCUAUUCUAUUGUUGUCUUCGCUUUCACGUGCCUUCGAAACGCGAGGAUCGGCUCGUCCCUCUGACUGAUAACUUCUCCACAAAGUCAGCAUUUGCUAGUCAGUCAUUGGACUCGUUAUGAAUGCGUGUCCAUCUGCCACCGCCGAGUCAGACUCCCCGGCUGACCAGAUGCACGUCCAGGUGGCCUGAUAAACCAUCAUUUGAAGCUCCGUGUCCAGUCGUGGGAUGAGAGCGGAGCGCGGACAUGACUGGUUCUGUCUGGCCACAGAUCAGCCAAUGGCCGGGUGGAAAAAAAAGCCCGGACCCCCUGACGGUGCCCCAGAAUGCUGUACCGAGCUGUGAGUCUCCAUUGUGCAAGUCUUCUCCUCCGGGCAGAAACUUGUUUGCUUUUGCUGCUCUGAACACUUUGUCCACAGUCCAACGCCAGAGCGGCCGGUUAUUUCUGUACCAUUGGUGACGGAGGCGGCCAUUGUUGUUGGACCGUGGUCACCCCUGAACCCCCCCAGCCCAUCAGAGUAAUUGCUGCUAAUAGGAAACUGGACUGAGUGGAUGUUGAUGAGAGUCCCGUCUGUGUUGUGACUCCCAGGAUUCAAAUCGAGAGAUGUUUAGGAAUCAAGAGAAAAAGACUUUUUGGAGUCAGGAUUAGACUUCGGCUGUGUCCCAUUUCUCACCCUAACAAUAGCACGUAACACUAGCACUUGGUUUUGAGUGGCCUCCACUAUGAAGUGGCCUCCGGCGACGAAGUGAAGUGAGUGACGUCGCGAAGAAUUGGGCCAAUACUACACAAUGUUACGCUUUAAAGACAAUGUGUCAUUGGCUGCCGUGCUGUUUCCUGCAUAUCCAGUGUUGGAGACGUUUCGGAAAUGCCAGCCCCAAUGUUUUUGCAACCUCUUGCAUCUGCGUGGAUAAUCUCACUUGGUUUGGUGAACCAACGGAGAAGAAAUGGUCGGAGCCGAAGCCGGCUUCUUUGGUAUCCUGGAAAUCUAUCCACACUUCAUAUUACCACGUUUCAAGUCAGC
Molecule: messenger RNA, 6726 nt
Organism: Synchiropus splendidus (mandarinfish)
Lineage: Eukaryota; Metazoa; Chordata; Actinopteri; Syngnathiformes; Callionymidae
Gene: cog6
Product: component of oligomeric golgi complex 6
Exons: 19
Coding region: 53-2008 (651 amino acids)
Biological process (GO): intra-Golgi vesicle-mediated transport
Cellular component (GO): COG complex
Source: RefSeq, a predicted model, not a curated record